Messenger RNA from Oppia nitens, 1849 nucleotides. It is a transcript of the gene Ets65A, whose product is annotated as transcriptional regulator ERG homolog. Gene Ontology annotation, molecular function: DNA-binding transcription factor activity, RNA polymerase II-specific; sequence-specific DNA binding. Gene Ontology annotation, biological process: cell differentiation; regulation of transcription by RNA polymerase II. The record is from RefSeq and is a predicted model, not a curated record. Lineage: Eukaryota; Metazoa; Arthropoda; Arachnida; Sarcoptiformes; Oppiidae. Gene Ontology annotation, cellular component: nucleus. The transcript has 11 exons. The coding region runs from base 751 to 1767 and encodes 338 amino acids.
AACAAUAAUACAAAUACUUUGACAAAUGUUGGAAAUGUUUUAAAUAAUAAUUUGAAUGAUUUUGAGAGUGAUCUGAUUAUCCAUAAGUCCAGUGUUUGCAAUCAAAGUAAUAGUAUACUGGCCUCAGCCACGGCCUCCAUCUCAACGCACAGUCAGACCAAUAGGCCGUCUCCAAGAAUCUCAAUCCAAGUUAAGGUCGAAGAAAACAGUAUUAGUAGUAAUGAAGAUAACAGUAAUGGUGAUUGUAACGGAACAGUUGCCAAUAAUGGACAACAGUUACCUUCCGUGGCUAACAAUUGGCCCAAUGCUUGUAUCUAUAAGUGCAACAUCUCUGCCUCCGCCGACACUCGACGUUAUGUCUAUAAUGAAGACAAAUGUUUGGAGACUGAUAUCGAGUCUAAGAAUCAGGAAAACGAAACAAACCAUUUGAUUGCACUGAGAGAUCAAUUUCUUUGCUCUGGAAGUGCUUUCUCAGCAAAUUCACCCCCGAAUAGUCAACAUUAUAUUGUGGAUAAUUUUGGAAAUCAUUGUCCAUCAAAACUGAAUUCCUUACGAGAGGAUGGACUUAACAUACGCUCAAAUCCAUUGCAAGAGUCUUCAGUCAAUAAUUCAGAUGAUAAACAAUUGGAUCCAAUUUAUUGGAAUUGGGAACAAGUGAGACAAUGGCUCGAAUGGACAGUUAAAGACUAUGUAUUGCAUGACAUCGAUAUCAAUAGAUUCAAUCACUUUGUCGGCAAAGACUUGUGUCGUAUGACUCGCGAUGACUUCAAGAAGUUGACGAACUCUAACAAUGGAGAACUCCUUUACGCACAGUUCCAACUCCUCAGACAAUCAUCCAUUAAUCUUUGCAAACAAGAGAAGCAAACAAAUCAAUCGAUCGACACAUUAACAACACUAACUUCUUCAUAUCAAAACAAGAGUAGUUAUUCUCAGAACCUGAUCCACAGCAGUGCCAACUCUGGUCACAACUUUAGACUUACAAAAAAUGAGACCUCAUAUAAGGGUGCGUGGGGUUCACCGUCUCCUUCCCCGAGUCAAGGCUAUCAUCACAAUGCCAUCAGCGGUAUGACAAAGCCAUCAGUACUGGAGCCGCACAGUCACUCACACUUACGGAAUAUGCAGGAUCCAUAUACUAUGUUUGGACCUACAACUCAACGAUUGACAACAUCAGGUUCGGGUCAAAUUCAAUUGUGGCAAUUUCUACUUGAGCUUCUUCAAGAUAGUGCUAAUUCACACUGUAUUACGUGGGAGGGAACUAAUGGAGAAUUCAAACUAUCAGACCCAGAUGAAGUGGCGCGAAGAUGGGGUGAAAGGAAGAGUAAGCCUAAUAUGAAUUACGAUAAAUUGAGUCGAGCUUUGCGUUAUUAUUACGAUAAAAACAUAAUGACCAAGGUCCAUGGCAAACGAUACGCUUAUAAAUUUGAUUUCCAGGGUUUAGCUCAGGCCACACAACCAACAACGGCUGACCCGUCGGCAUACAAAGCGGCCUAUCAAUCGGCCGAUCUAUUCAUGCAUCCGCCGCCAGGCUAUCCACAUCACGGAUCGGCUGCAAAACACCUCAACUUUGCCGCCGCCGUUCACAGCGCCGGUAUCUCUCCGUCGACUUCUGGUAGUAUAUUCCCGUCGGCGUCUUCCUAUUGGACGAGUCCGAGCAAUCUAUACUCAAAUAUAGCUGCGGCAUCGGCCACACAUCACGCUUCAAUGCCACACCAUCACCACCCGUCUCAUGUGACCUCUCAUAUUGGCUCAUAUUCUCAUUACGCGUGAUAAGCAUUGCAACGCUUAAUAUCUUACUUUUAACACACUUUUACUCAAUUAAUGUCAGGAAAGGUAUGAAACAUUGAUACUC